Molecule: messenger RNA, 6571 nt
Organism: Nasonia vitripennis (jewel wasp)
Lineage: Eukaryota; Metazoa; Arthropoda; Insecta; Hymenoptera; Pteromalidae
Gene: VAChT
Product: vesicular acetylcholine transporter
Exons: 3
Coding region: 662-2428 (588 amino acids)
Biological process (GO): xenobiotic transport; transmembrane transport; chemical synaptic transmission
Cellular component (GO): AP-1 adaptor complex; terminal bouton; AP-2 adaptor complex
Molecular function (GO): xenobiotic transmembrane transporter activity; acetylcholine transmembrane transporter activity
Source: RefSeq, a predicted model, not a curated record
GGGAGGCUUCCUGGGGCAGUGGCGGGGAGGACUGCGAGGGCAGACGCUCGAAAGCAACCCCGAAGGUGAGACACACACGUCCAGCCUAAGCGAGACGCCCCUGCUCAACGAGAGCCCUUCGGUCUGCGCUCGGUAGAGGACUCGACUGAAAAGGUGGAGGGCCCGGGCUCGAGAGACGCAACGGAGUCGGUGAACGACUCGAGGGACGAAGAGCCGCAACCACCGGACGUGGCUGCCACUCUGAGCGGCCUUCUUGCGGGACUUCCAACCCUCGCGGGUCCCCAGCGCCUCGCCACUUCCCUCAGGCAGAAGUUUGUUAACAAUUCUGGUUUCCCCUGGCUCGGCCUGAUGCGCGUCGUCUCGUUCGCUGUAGACACAACACCGAGCAGCAGCAGCGUAACAUCGGCCGUCAACUCUGAGCGUCAGCAGCUGCGGGCAAUGCUUCUAUCGACGAAAUUCGCCUCGUCGACAUAAGCCACGAUGCAGAGCAGACUGAAGCCUUAAAAAAAGAAAACGAUCGAAAGUUCAAAUUUUCACAUACCACUGUGUAGCAUCCGCUGGCAUGAACCGCGCAGAGCUUUGAAGAAGUCGACAUCGAAUCUCCGAGAAUCUCCGAGGAAGAAGAUCAGCGAGGAGCAGUAAGCAACUUCAAGCGAUAACCAUGUCUUCGAUAAAGAUACCCGUGUUGAACCUCGAGGUGGGCGAGGUGAAGGAGAUCGUCUGGACGAAGCUGCAGGAGCCUGUGGCCCAGCGUAGGCUGAUCCUGGUGAUCGUGUGCAUAGCUCUCCUGCUGGACAACAUGCUGUACAUGGUGAUCGUUCCCAUCAUCCCCGACUACCUCAAGUACAUCGGCGCGUUCGCCGACGAGUCGUUGCCUCCCAACACCACAGCUGCACCGGGUCAUCACGGCCAGGACUCGGCCACGGGUGUACUGUUCGCCUCGAAGGCCAUCGUUCAGCUGAUGGUCAAUCCGUUCUCGGGAGCUCUGAUCGACAGGAUAGGCUACGACAUCCCCAUGAUGAUAGGCCUGACGAUCAUGUUCCUCUCGACGGCCGUCUUCGCCUGCGGCCGCAGCUACGGCGUUCUCUUCUUCGCUCGGAGUCUCCAGGGUGUGGGCUCGGCGUUCGCCGACACCUCCGGACUGGCCAUGAUCGCCGAUCGCUUCACCGAAGAGAACGAACGGUCCAAGGCGCUCGGCAUAGCUCUGGCCUUCAUCAGCUUCGGAUGUCUCGUGGCGCCGCCUUUCGGCGGUGCUCUCUACCAGUUCGCUGGCAAGGAGAUGCCUUUCCUCAUCCUGGCCUUCGUCAGCCUGGCCGACGGUCUGAUGCUGCUCCUGGUGAUGAAACCUUUUAAGGAGCAGCUGAAGGAGAGCCGCAAGGAGAGCGGACCGACGAUCCCCAUCUGGCGGCUGUUCAUCGACCCUUACAUCGCCGUGUGCGCUGGUGCCCUCAUGAUGUCGAACGUGGCGCUGGCCUUCCUGGAGCCGACUCUCUCGCUCUGGAUGGAGGACAACAUAACGCACGACAACUGGAAGAUGGGUAUGGUCUGGCUUCCCGCUUUCUUCCCCCACGUCUUUGGUGUGGCGAUCACGGUGAAGAUGGCCAAGAAAUAUCCGCAGCAUCAGUGGCUCAUGGCCGCCGGUGGACUGGCCCUCGAGGGCUUCUGCUGCUUCAUCAUUCCCUUCUCGACCUCGUACACGUUCCUCAUGAUCCCCAUCUGUGGUAUCUGCUUCGGCAUCGCUCUCAUCGACACGGCCCUGCUUCCGACCCUAGGUUACUUGGUGGACGUGAGAUACGUGUCGGUCUACGGCAGUAUCUACGCCAUCGCCGACAUCAGCUACAGUCUGGCUUACGCGAUCGGUCCGAUCAUCGCAGGUGGGGUUGUGGAGGCCAUCGGCUUUACGGCUCUCAACUUCGGGAUAGCCUUCAGUAAUCUCCUGUACGCGCCGGUACUCAUGUAUCUCAGGCACAUCUACGACUUCAAGCCGUUCCAGGACGAGGCCAACAUCCUCAUGCAAGAUCCUCCGGACAAGGAGUACCAGACCUACGUGCUUCAGGAGCAGAGACCGGUUUCCGGCGAAGUCGGCAACCACCUCACCUCCCAGACGAGAAUGGAGACCAACGUGGACCAGGACGUGGGCCAGAACUAUCAGAACUACGGCGAUCAGAGUUACGGCUAUCAGGGCCAAGCCCAGCCGAACCAGAGCUACGGCUACAACGAGCAGCAAAGCCAACAGGGCUAUCAGCAAAGUGUCGGAUCUGGUUACGAGAUGCAGCAGAACGUACCGCAGCAAGACGCUUACUACGCGCAGUCGGGCUAUCAACAGCAACAAAAUGUCAGGCCAGGUAAUCCUAAUCCGUUUAGGAGCGAACCGACGGAUCAACGAUCUGCUGGAGAUAGUAAUCCUUUCAGGCAAGGGAUGUUUUAAAGUAUAUGAAGGAACUGAAGACAAAAUCGUAUAAGUUAUUAGAAAGAAAGUAAAAAGAAAAAAAUGCAAAAUGGUGAAAUACUAGUUAUGUAAUUAAGUUGAUAUGACUGUGAUUGGUUGAAGUUGCAGACUGUUGUCUUCAUGGCAGGCUUCCAGUGAUGAAGAAUUAUAAGAGAUAAAUAAUGAAUUGUUAACGAUGGUAAAACGAACAAAGCUGAGCGGAUCGAACGAAGAUGCGAGCGACGGCGUGAGAAGAUAUAACGCAGGCAAGUUUUGAGAAAGAGGGAAAAAAAUAAUGAAAAAAAUAAUAGUAUAAUUAUACCGAAGUCAAGCAAUUGUGAACUAUACCUUCGCUUCCAAAAAAGAUCAUCGUUAGGGUCGAAUACUGAUUCAUUCUUCAUAAAUAAAUAUUGUGUGCUUUUGGCAUUUGAUCUCACUCUCUCUCUCUCUCUCUCUCUCUCUCUCUCUCUCUCUCUCUCUCUCUCUCUCUCUCUCUCUCUCUCUCUCUCGUGGAUCAUGACGUAUAGUAUCUCCUUUUUUUGAAAAGGGAACGACCGGAGAGUCAGAUGAAAUGUGUGUGCCCGAUGAAUAAAAAAAAGUGCGAUUGUCGUGAUUAGUAAGAGAUCGAGUAAUAAAAAAUAUACAUUAUACGAAAUAAUUGAGUGGAUGUCAAGAAUAAUUGUGUGGCUGUAAGCUCGUUCGUGUUCGUUUUGUGGAUCAUUGUCGCUCUCCUAAUGGGAUUUCUAGGUUUCAAAGUCGCGAGUGUAUCAGGUACUUAUCUUCUGUAGAUUACACGAUAUUUUUUUUCUUCGAAAUUUAACAAGAUUUUUGUCGUUAGUGAGAAAUUAAUCGAUUGCACACUUCGUAUUAUUUCAAUUUCACCUAUAUAAGCAUUUGCCAAAGUGCAAACGUUCGAUUGAUAUUCAAUCAUUUUAAACUCUCGAGCUCUAAAACCGAAAAAUUCAUUAAGAGUUAGUUACUCCAAUCAGCACAAAAGUCGCAUAAAAAGUCGAGUAGAAAACAGUUUAACUACGACGUAACAUUGAUAUUAUAAGGAGUGCAUUGCUACUGACCGAUUUCAUUGACCUGGAUCUGAAUGUGUACGACAUGCAAGUCGUCUCUUAGAAAUUAUUUAUCGCGUUAUUUCUUCAUUUCAAUGACCAAGAAUCUCGAUUUUUAACAUUUUUUUCGGCGUUUGACGACAUUAGGAGUUCCACAUGAUCGCACAAUCGAGGAACAAAGAUAUACUAAUGAAAGUGCAAGUCGAUUAGUAAAGAAGCGUAAUUCUAAGUAUAGAUGAUAAAAAAAACGCGUGAUAAUAUCUGCCGACGGGUUCCACUCAGCAAGGCACCCCGGCGCACAAAUCGCGCGUUUAUAGCUAUUUUAGUUGAAAGUUAUUGAAUUUUUAGUUGAAAUCAUUCGUUGCUGAACCAAGAUAACAUAUCAGGAAUCGCGUCUCGUGAUAUCCAAAAAAGUAGAUUUUAAGAGGAAAAAAAAUAUGUUUAGGAAAAAAGUUAGGGAAAUACGUAAGCUUGUCUUAGAGGUGGAUCGAUCAACAUCGAGUCGGUGCAUUAGUCUCAUUCUAUCGUACUAUAUAAAAUACAAAGUGUUACAGCUAAUCGCAUCAAAUCAACUGGUUUUCAUUAUAUAAUAUCAGCGUUGUAACUUUUAGGCAUUUUAAUGCGGAUCAAGUGUUCAACGUGUGCAAUUUAAUUAUAUCGUGCCUCUCUGACUCUAUAUCGUAGGUUAGAGAUCACAUAUAAACAAAAAAAAUGAAUAUAUAUAUACAAUAUUUAUGUAUUAAAAUCGUUUGUUAGAAUGGUUGACUAAACAAAGAAAAAAAAAUUUCGAAGUUGAUUUUUCUGCCCUAGCACGACUCAUUGUAAGCAUAUCGUAGAUAUACAUGUAUAAAUAUAAUGCAUAUACAAUAUAUCAUAUACAUAUUAAAAGAAAUAUAUAGCUGUAUUUUUAUGAGCGUUCUAAAGCUUUUUCACUGUGGAAAAGGUUCUUAAGAGAUAAAUGAUCAGGGCAUAUUUUACAUGACACGGUAUAUUGUAUCUCUGUGUUCAUUUAGAAUGCGAUUUAUUGAGAGCUGGCCUCUGAUAAUUUAAUGAUUUAUAAUUGAAUUUAUCGAUGAGUAUUAAUAAAGUACCGAUUUGUUGAAAGUUUUUGCAAAGCUUGUUUGCAUGGAUAAUUUUAUAAAAAACGAAAUGAAAGUAUAUAACUAUAACGUCACCAUAUAAUAUAGAAGCUUAUCAAAAUUCCGAAAAGCAAAUAAAUUCUUGUCCGGCGCAUUGGUACUGAGUUGAUGAUUCGAUUUAUUGAUUAAUGCUUCUAACAAUUAUCAAGAAUAAACGAGUGUAAAAUUAUAUAAGAGACUGUAAGUUAAAUAUAAAAUUAUAUCGAUAUAUAUAUAUAUAUAUAUAUAUAUAUAUAUAUAUAUUUGAAGCAAUUAUAAACACACGAGUGAUCAUACAUGAAAGUUGGCCGAUUGAAACAUUCCGAUCGAUCGAACACUAAGUUGUAAGAACCUAUGAAAGUAAAACCGAGACCUCUGAUAAGAUUAAUUUUACUUUAUAUUUGUAUAUAUAACGCCGAUGAGUAAAUUGAUUACCGUCGCAUGAUAUGAAAAUUUGAAAUUAAAUGAAAGCUACAUUGGUUAAUUCGAAAUUUCAACCCCUUUUUAUAUGAGAAAAAUUAUAAGUAAACUAUUCUGUCGGAGAAACGCGGUAAAAAAUGUUUCGCUAAGGAAAAAAAAAUUUUUUUUUAACGAUAUUCUUAAGAAAGCGAACUAUAAAGUCGCUUAAAAGCCCUGAAUGCUCACCAUCAUAGUCGCGAAAAAUCAUAAAAAAUUCAUCAUUUAUCGACGAAGCGCGAGCGUUUGGAAUAUACAUUGCAAGGCUAAAUAAGCGAUGAUUGUUCCAGUUUCUUCUAUUCUCUUGUAAAUAAAUAACUUAAAAAAUAUAAAAAACUGUAAGAAUAUAAAUAUAUAUAUAUAUAUUUAGAGAAUUAUUCUACGUCGCAAAUUUUGAAUUGGAAUCGAAAUCUACGAUUCGCCUAAAGUGUAUUAUAGUAAUAUAAUUAUGUUUUAAUUGUAUUGAACCCUAGAACUUACACAAAUCGAAUAACCAAUAUUGUAAAUAACAAUUAUCGUAGAAUAGAAUUUUUUAAUUUAUUAUUCGUUACGUAUAUAAUUCAUUAAUUAGGUCGUUUUUUUAUUAAUUAUGAUCAUAUUCACACGUUUAGGUUUUAAGUGAAAUUUACAUUUGCAUUAGAAUUAUGACGUUUUAAUUUCAAAGUUUUUUUAUCUGAAUAUGAGGUAUUCAUAAUUUGUAAUUUACCAAUAGUCAUGUAACGUACCUGUUUCCGAGUAUAACCUCUUCUCUAAGCGUCUCGCCAGAAUAAAAGUUAAAAAAAUGUCUUUAAAGAUGUAUACUAUGUUGUGAACUUUGAUUUCUAGUAAGUUUGAAAUUCUGUACUCGUAAAUAAAAUGUUUUGGCAUGCGUUUUUUUUAUUAAAAAAAUUGUUAAAUACUUCGAUGAAUCGUCGAGUUCUGUGUUUACUUACAGUAAAAAAAGAAACUUGGCCACGAUGGCUAUAUGUGCAAUAGAUCCUAUACAAGUCGGUGUGAGCAAGACCUAAUGUACUAUCAUAUCGGAAUUUCUUUUUAGUUUUACGAAAAAUAUAAAGUUAUUGAAAAUUUGUGAAAACUAAUUCUUAAACCAAAUAUAUCAAUUAUAUACAAGCAAACGCAAACACGCUUAGCCAGUGUUCGAGUCGAAUAUCCGGAGUAUAAUUUACAGUUAAAUUAUCUAGUUAUUUACUUAGUUUUAGAUGACAGAGGAAAGUAAGUUUUCAAAAGUUGAUUUCAUUUAUAAUUAUUGAAUCACUUUGACUUUAGACCGGCUAAUCGAUUCCGAAAAAACUGGCUAAUGAAAGCUCUAAAACACGCAUAAUGUAUGUAUGUAUGAUAAAUAACAAUAUUGCUUAAACUGAAAAACCAGAUGUUGAAGUGUAAUUUCGCAUGCAACUGAUCAUAUACUAAUACGAAAAAAAAAAUUAUGAUUUAUCAGUUUAUAACAUGUAUGACGCUGUAACAUUGUUGAAACGGUUAUUAAAUACGUCAUUGUUACCGAACUAUAA